Messenger RNA from Nelumbo nucifera (sacred lotus), 4285 nucleotides. RefSeq names its product Structural maintenance of chromosomes (SMC) family protein (gene TTN8). The record is from RefSeq and is a predicted model, not a curated record. Gene Ontology annotation, cellular component: cohesin complex; nucleus; chromosome. Gene Ontology annotation, biological process: sister chromatid cohesion. Gene Ontology annotation, molecular function: ATP binding; ATP hydrolysis activity; protein binding. NCBI's taxonomy places the organism in Eukaryota, Viridiplantae, Streptophyta, Magnoliopsida, Proteales, Nelumbonaceae.
GUUAUUUCACUUUUUCUGCUCGCUAUCUUCACUCUCUCCUCGUUCCCGCCACUAACAAUCUUCAAUUCGCUUCGUCUCUCACUGCUCCCAGAUUCCACCUCCAGUUCAUUCUCUCCUAAAGUCGUACAGACGCGAGAUCUCCAUGGAACCCUAGCAUUUGGACCUCAAAGCCCUAUCUCUGAAUACUCCACGAUAUUAUCGAUUGAAGUCCAUCCGAAACCCUAAUUACGAACUCCGUCCACUAAAUUAUGCCCUCUUUGCUGUCUCCCGGGAAGAUUCUCCGUCUAGAGCUCGAGAAUUUCAAAUCGUAUAAAGGUCAGCAAAUCAUCGGCCCGUUCUAUGACUUCACUGCAAUUAUCGGUCCGAAUGGCGCUGGAAAGUCUAAUCUCAUGGACGCCAUAAGCUUCGUUCUUGGUGUGCGUUCGGUUCAAUUGCGAGGCGCGCAGCUGAAGGAUUUGAUUUAUGCUUAUGAUGACAAGGAGAAGGAACAGAAGGGAAGAAGGGCUUUUGUUCGGCUUGUUUACCAACUGAGUAAUGGCUCGGAGAUUCAGUUCACGCGAACGAUCACGAGUUCUGGAGGCAGCGAGUACAGACUUGAUGGAAAGAUUGUGACGUGGGAUGAGUAUAACAAUAAGCUGAAGUCGCUUGGUAUUCUUGUCAAGGCGCGAAACUUCCUUGUUUUUCAGGGUGAUGUGGAGUCAAUUGCGUCAAAAAAUCCCAAGGAGCUCACUGCACUUCUUGAGCAGAUAUCUGGUUCUGAAGACCUUAAGAAAGACUACGAGGAUCUAGAAGAACAGAAGGCCAGGGCUGAAGAAAAAUCAGCACUUGUUUAUCAGAGAAAGAGACAAGUAGUCAUGGAGAGAAAGCAGAAGAAAGAACAGAAAGAAGAGGCUGAAAAACAUAAGCGCUUGCAAGAUCAGCUGAAAUCUUUGAAAGAAGAGCAUUUUUUGUGGCAAUUAUUUAACAUUGGAAAGGAGUUGAAAAAAACAAAUGAUGACCUUGAAGCUGAAAAAAGAAAUUGUGAAGAGGUUCUGAAGGAGCAAGAGGCGUGUGAACAUGAAGUGAGUGCCAAAAAGAAAGAACAAGCUGGAUAUUUGAAAGAGAUUGCACUUUGUGAUAAGAAGAUUGUAGAGAAAAAGAGUAAACUUGAUAAGAAGCAACCUGAGCUUCUGAAGUUAAAGGAAGAAAUGUCCCGUAUUAAUUCAAAGAUCAAAAGUAGCCGAAAGGAGCUAGAUAAGAAGAUUGAAGAUCGGAGGAAGCAUGAUGAAGAAAUUAAAAAACUACAGAAUGAUCUGCAUGAUGUCACAAUAGAGUUAAACAGUCUAAAUGAAAAGGGUCAAGAUGGUGCUGGAAAACUACAACUAGCUGACAGCCAAUUAAAGGAAUACAACCAGAUUAAAGAAGAUGCUGGAAUGAAAACUGCUAAGCUGAGAGAUGAGAAAGAGGUUCAGGAUAGACAACAACAUGCUGAUAUUGAAGCUGAGAAAAAUUUGGAUGAAAAUCUUCAACAGUUGAGAAAUCGGGAGCAAGAGCUGGAGUCACAGGAGGAACAAAUGCAAACACGACUUAAAAAAAUUGUUGAUGCACUUGGGAAGCAUGAGGAAGAGCUCAAGCGAGUUAAAAAGGAUCUAUCUGCAAUGCAAGAUAAGCAUCGAGAAUCUAGGAAUAAAUAUGAAUCUUUGAAGUUAAAGAUUUCUGAAGUGGAUGAUCAGUUGCGUGAACUGAAGGCUGAUAGGCAUGAAAAUGAACGGGAUGCCAGGUUGUCCCAAGCUGUUGAGACUCUCAAGCGCUUGUUUCCAGGUGUUCAUGGUCGUAUGACUGAUCUGUGUAGGCCAACACAGAAGAAGUAUAAUCUUGCUGUUACAGUUGCAAUGGGAAAAUUUAUGGAUGCUGUAGUAGUAGAGGAUGAAAAUACAGGAAAAGAAUGCAUUAAGUAUUUGAAGGAACAAAGGCUUCCUCCUCAGACGUUUAUACCCCUGCAAUCAGUGCGUGUAAAGCCAAUAAUUGAGAGGUUGCGUGUGUUAGGUGGAACUGCGAAGCUGAUCUAUGAUGUGAUCCACUUCGACCCAGCUUUGGAGAAGGCUAUUCUGUAUGCUGUUGGAAAUACACUAGUAUGUGAUGAUCUAGAUGAAGCUAAGGUUCUUAGCUGGAGCGGGGAGAGGUACAAAGUUGUAACUGUUGAUGGCAUUCUCCUUUCAAAGUCUGGCACUAUGACUGGUGGUACUAGUGGCGGAAUGGAAGCAAGGUCAAAACAGUGGGAUGAUAAGAAAAUUGAAGGUCUUAAGAAAAACAAAGAACGAUAUGAGUCGGAAAUGGAAGAGCUUGGAUCAAUAAGGGAGAUGCAGAUGAAAGAGUCUGAAGCAUCUGGAAAAAUCAGUGGACUUGAAAAGAAAAUUCAUUAUUCAAAGAUUGAGAGGGACAAUAUUCAGGAGAAGCUUUUGAAAUUGAAGCAGGAAAAGCUAAAUAUCAAAGAAGAAAUUAAUCAUAUCGAGCCUGAGCUUCACAAAUUAAAAAGCCUAAUUGCUAAAAGGAAGACAGAAAUUGGGAAGCUUGAGAAGAGGAUUAAUGAGAUUGUGGACCGCAUAUACAAGAAAUUCAGUGAGUCUGUUGGAGUAAAAAACAUUCGUGAAUAUGAAGAAAAUCAGCUCAAGGCUGCACAACAGAUGGCCGAACAAAGGCUUAGCCUCAGUAACCAGAUGUCAAAAUUGAAAUACCAGUUAGAGUAUGAACAAAAACGGGACAUGGAGUCACCGAUCAUGAAACUGGAAUCUUCUCUUGAUGCUUUAGACAAAGAGUUGAAACAUGUACAGAAGAAAGAUGCAGAAGCCAGACUAGUGACGGAGAAAGCUACAACUGAGAUAGAUGAGUUGAAGAAAAAAGUUCUGGAGUGGAAGUCUAACUCAGAUGACUGUGAGAAGACCAUCCAAGAAUUGAAGAAGCAAUCUUCUAGUGUUGCAGCAAGUGUAGGAAAACUGAGCCGUCAAAUAAAUUCCAAGGAGGCACAAAUUGAACAGCUAAGAUCACGGCAGCAAGAGAUACUGGAGAAAUGUGAAUUGGAGCAGAUAAAACUUCCUACUUGCUCUGAUCCAAUGGAAACAGGAGAACCAUCACAGGAUCUGGUUUUUGAUUACAAUCAGCUUAGCAGAUCCUAUUUGCAGGACAUGAGACCCUCUGAGAGGGAAAAACUUGAGGUGGAAUUCAAGCAAAAGAUAGAUACUUUGAUAUCAGAAAUUGAAAGAACAGCUCCCAAUACAAAGGCAGUGGAGCAGUAUGAGUCCCUACAGAAGAAAGAGAGGGCCGUAAUUGAAGAGUUUGAAGCAGCCAGGAAGGAGGAAAAAGAGAUAACUGAUAAGUACAAUGCAGUAAAGCAAAAGAGGUAUGAGUUGUUCAUGGAUGCUUUCAACCAUAUCUCCAGUAAUAUUGACAAGAUUUACAAGCAACUCACGAAAAGCAACACACUCCCGCUGGGUGGAACAGCAUAUCUGAACCUAGAAAAUGAGGAUGACCCUUACUUACAUGGCAUCAAGUACACUGCAAUGCCCCCAACAAAGCGAUUCCGUGACAUGGAACAACUAUCUGGUGGGGAGAAGACUGUUGCAGCACUUGCGUUGCUCUUCUCUAUUCAUAGUUACCGGCCUUCUCCAUUCUUCAUAUUGGAUGAAGUUGAUGCUGCAUUAGAUAAUUUGAAUGUUGCCAAGGUUGCUGGAUUCAUUAGGUCAAAAUCUUGUGAUGGAGCUAGGAGUAAUCAAGAUUCUGAUGGUGGCAGUGGUUUUCAGAGUAUUGUUAUCUCACUGAAGGAUAGCUUUUAUGACAAGGCUGAAGCAUUGGUUGGAGUCUACAGGGAUUCAGAGAGAAGCUGCUCAAGAACAUUGACAUUUGACCUGACCAAGUACCGGGAGUCAUGAAACCAUUGGUGAAGGCUGCGGUAGGUUGUAAAAAUUGUUGCAUUGAAGUAAGUCAAAUGCUUGAGUCCUCGUAAUCAAUUGUUUCUGUAAAUAUCUUCUGUGAAUUGUAUGUUAAGAAGCUACUCUGUCAAUAGGAUAUUGAAACAGUAGUGUAAAAUCAUCAAGCUACAACUAGGUACUCCCCCUUUUUUUUCUUUUAAUCUAAUCAUUAAAUUAUAUGGUCUGUACUUUACUCUCCGCGUCCAGAACUCCAAGAAGACUGGCAGUGAUGUUGCCAAAAUGUUACUUUGAAAUGUUCUAGGCUAAACUGAAUUGACUGAUCCUGCUCCCAUCUGUUGCCACGCGUUUGACACAAAUGUUGGUGGUUAUCUUUCCUUUCC